Eriocheir sinensis (Chinese mitten crab) is the source of this 1595-nucleotide messenger RNA. RefSeq lists its product as uncharacterized. The record is from RefSeq and is a predicted model, not a curated record. The coding region runs from base 234 to 809 and encodes 191 amino acids. The transcript is spliced from 3 exons. NCBI's taxonomy places the organism in Eukaryota, Metazoa, Arthropoda, Malacostraca, Decapoda, Varunidae.
CCUCUUUAACACCCCAGUACACUUCUAUCACUCCCUCGCCCCACACACACACGCCUCACCGCCCUCUUAGACACCCCAAAAGUCCCAUUCAAGCUGUGGUCAAGGUUGCAGUCACGGCCGUUUCUACCCUCUCCAGCAGCCUCGCCCGCCGCCCUCUGUUCCCUUCCCCGCCUGGCUUACAAGUAGUUCCUCCUGAUCGUGUUCCUUUGAAGCUUGUGUACUAAGCCGCAGCCAUGGUUCAAGGUGUACUGGUAUGCGGGACCUUCCUCACCAAACGGGCGCUCAUGGUCAUCGCGUCCCUGGUGCUGUUGGUGCUGAUUCUCGGAGGCAUCUCCCUGGGCAUCGGUCUGGCCAUGUACUGCGGCUUCCCAAACAACGGCGGGUACUACUACUACGACAGCUGCUCCAACACCAAGCUCUCCCUCCUCAUCAACGGGGGAGUUCUAAUAGGAUUCACGGUCAUCGGCCUCAUCGUGAUCGUGGUGCUGUCAUGCAGGGUCAAGGAGGCAUCAGUGACCGUACAGUCCACCGUCGUCACGCGGCCGUACACAGUGAUGCCCGUCUAUGGCCAGGCCGCGCCCGUCUACCCAGGCAAUGUCAUCUACCCUUCAGCGGUCCCAGGGCAGCCACAGCAAUUUCAACCUCAUGUAACUGCCUCAACUUCAGCGGGUAACAACCAACCCCAACCUCAGUACCAGCAAACCUCAAUGUUCCUACCCCCGAAAACGAACCCAGAAGCAGCCAUGACUCAACCCCCGAUGACUGACCCUGAAGGCGCCACAUGUAGUGCUCAAUUCCCGUCCCCGUAGUGUUAAAAGCCGACCCAAGCAUGUCCAGUCACCCCGUGCCAUACCUUGUCAUGCCCAGAUGUUAGUGUUUGAAGUAUUUGAAUGUGAAAAUUUAGGUGCGAGAAAGUGGACAGGGUAAGGGAUAGAUUUUAAACUAAAGGGAUAGAGGGUUGGGUUUUGACAGCCUAUCCGGUCACCACAUACCAUACCUAGCCAUUCCCAGGUGUUAGUGUUUGAUGUAUCUGAAUGUGAGAAUCGAAGAAGUGGACAGCGAAAGGGAUAGAUUGAAAGGGAUAGAGGGUUGAGUUUGAACAGCCUAUCCAGUCACCCCGUGCCAUAAUUAGCCAUUCCAAAGUGUUAGUGUUUAAAGUUGUAUUUGAAUGUGAGAAUGUAUUUGAAUUUGAAUGUGAGAAUGUAUUUGAAUUUGAAUGUGGGAAUGUAUUUGAAUUUGAAUGUGAGAAUUUGAAUGUGAGAAUGUAUUUGAAUUUGAAUGUGAGAAUUUGAAUGUGAGAAUGUGUUUGAAUUUGAAUGUGAGAAUUUGAAUGUGAGAAUGUAUUUGAAUGUGAUAAUGCAUUUGAAUUUGAAUGUGAGAAUUUGAAUGUGAGAAUGUAUUUGAAUGUGAUAAUGUAUUUGAAUGUGAGAAUGUAUUUGAAUGUGAGAAUGUAUUUGAAAGUGAGAAUCGAAAAAGUGGACAGAAAGAGGAAUAGAUUUUUUUUUACAGCAAAGAAAGGAAGCAAUUCAAGAGAAAAAAAAAAGAAAAAAAAAAGAAAAAAAAAGAAAUUAAAGACAAAAAAAAAAAAAAAAGAA